AUGCAGCAGCCGCAGCAGCAGCAGCAGCAUCUUAUGCAACAGCAGGCCCACAGCUACAGAUGCAGAUACUAUAUUCGUGGAGGCAACACAGACGUAGAUACAGAUACACAACACGCGCGACUCGCUGUAUGCAUGAUCAUGUAUGAAGAUCUGAAUGCCGAACCUGGACUCGAACUGCUGCCACAGUUUGCAACGCGACGCGACACGACGACGAUGCGCUCUGAGUUGCAGUCUCAGCCUUUCUUUAUCUGCACUUUGGCCUUGUUGAGCGUGGCUCAAGCGGGUUUGUUGCCACAUUUGGAGCAUGACCAUCAUCACGAGGAUCUGUCCCAUUUUGUGGGCGCCGAUGUUCAUCAUUCGGACGGCAUUCAUUUAGGCCACAGCUCUUCGGUGGUGCACGAUGAGCCACAUCAUUUCCUGCAUUACAGGAAUCCUGUGGUCGAUCAUCACAUCAUUCACAAUGCCCACGCCCAUAUUGAUGAACACGCCCAUGCCCAUCACGCUGACCUGCAUCACUACGCUCACCACUCGGCUCCAUUGGUGCAUCACCAUCACUCCGCACCAUUGGUACACCACCAUCAUAGCCAUGCCGCCGUAGUACACAGGGCCGCCUACCCCGCCCACUUGGACGUACAUAGCCAUGCCAAUCUGCUGUCCUUUGCCAAGCAUCAUUUGCACGGCAAAUACGGUAAAGUGAGAAUCACCGAGACACAUUAUUGA
Molecule: messenger RNA, 720 nt
Organism: Drosophila grimshawi
Lineage: Eukaryota; Metazoa; Arthropoda; Insecta; Diptera; Drosophilidae
Product: histidine-rich glycoprotein
Exons: 3
Coding region: 1-720 (239 amino acids)
Source: RefSeq, a predicted model, not a curated record